This is a messenger RNA of Otolemur garnettii (small-eared galago), 1295 nucleotides long. Its product is annotated as protein PRRC2A-like. Bases 175 to 606 code for a protein of 143 amino acids. The record is from RefSeq and is a predicted model, not a curated record. NCBI's taxonomy places the organism in Eukaryota, Metazoa, Chordata, Mammalia, Primates, Galagidae. The transcript has 2 exons.
GACAACCCCCUCCCCCACGGACACGGCUAGGCCGCCGCUCGGCCCACCCGGGCAAAGCCUGCAGGCCCGCGCCCACCCUCCCGCUCAGGCCUCGUCCCGGGGCAGGGGCAGUGCGGGCAGCCGCACUGGCCAGCUGCGAUACCAACCUCGCUAUUGAAGGUUUUCACGGCCUCCAUGUUGUCGCUGCAGAGGCUCCGAGCCCGGCGGCGGAAGAGGCGGCGGCCACUGCACUGGCCUCCUGUUUCACCUCCCCGCCGCUCGGGCCGCAGGAACCAGCCGCGCAAGGCGAAGACAGAGGAAGAAGCGCUGGCAGCAGCGGCUGCGGCAUCCAAUAUGGCGGACACCAAUCGGGCCGCGCAGCUCCGAGAUCCGCGGCGCCGGCCAGCGCGCCCCCUGGCGACUGGACCGCGCGGGCCCCGGCUGCCGGGCGGAAACCAUCGAACGCGUUCGGGCCUGAGCGUCGCCGCCCAGAGGCCCGGCUCGGCUCGGCUCGGCUCGGCCGACCCCGGGGGCCCCCCCGCGCGGUGCCCCCCACCAACGCCUGUAGCACACUGGAACCCCGGCUGCUGUGGGACUGACAGCCGCGAUCAGGAGGGCGCUCCUUAGCGUCGCUCUGAGAAAAACUUAAAUGUGCCCACGGAGCGGCAGGUUUGGGAAAUGUAUCCCUGUUUCCGCUGUUUACCCGUGGAUUGCUCUUUUUGCAUCAGAGGCUGAGUUUAGUUCUUUUCAGAAGUUUACUGGACAGUGGACUAAAGGUUACCAACCAAAAAAAAAAAAAAGUUUCUGGUCAUUCAUCUAUUCUGUAACAAUGUGCUCGAGCGCUUUAAUAGUACAGAGGGAAACAAAAACCUUCGGAUCCGCACGGGGGGCCCCAUGCAGCAGCUCCCUGCAGGAAAUGUACGCUGCAGAGAAUCCCGGGACUCGGGUUGCACAAUGAAUGAGAGCAUUUGUCUGCACGGCGGGAAAGGCAUCCCAGAAUGUACAACAUUUAAGUAGGUGAAAGGCAACCCAUCUUUUAAAGAGGAUGAAUUAUUUUGAAGGAAUUUUGCACUAGAUUAUUUGGAGUGAAGGGGUGAAUGCAGUAUUUCUUAGAUGGAAUAGGAGAUGUUGCUAGCAAAAAGCCUUCUCAUUUAGUGCAAUGUAAAAUAACCGAAAACAAUUUAAGAAGUAACGUUUAUUGAAACUAGAAGUUAUUUGGGAGGCCUUGGUGGCAUAAUUGCUUCUGCCCAAGAGUUUGAGACUGCAGUGACCUAUGAUCGGUCCACUGCACUCCAGCCUGGACAAGAGAGGGAGAC